AUGGCGGUGGCUCCCAACAAUUACGCUGUUUAUGGAAAGAGGAUCGCGGAGGAGGCUCCUUCGGAGACGGCAGUGGCUUACAACAAGUACGAUGUUUCUGGAAAUAGGAUUGCGGAGGCUCCUCCGGUGGCUGCCGCUACCUUUUUGUUAUCUGAACCUGAUGAUGCAGAAAAUGCAUCUGAUAGUGAAAAGAGAGAGACUAUCCAGGAGGAUGAAGAAAAGGAAAACUCAUCAUCAUCGUCAAAUACGCUGCCGGAAUGUUUGCUAUUGAUGAUGUGUGAGCCGAAACUGUCAAUGAAAGUUUCCAAGGAGACAUGGGUCUGCAGUACGGACUUCGUCCGAUGGUUACCGGAGAGGCGGCCAGCAGCAGCUGUCACCAACCAGAAAUUAGUCAACGCUCCAGAGGACCCCAAGAUGGAAGUCAGCUGCACCGACUCCAAUCAUCCUCCCCCUCCUCCAAUGGGACCAUCUGGUGAACGUCGGGGUAACGAGCCGUUUGUGUUGACCAGGUGUAAGUCCGAGCCCAUGAGGACGGCGGCGACUAAGCUUAUGCCGGAGGCUUGUUUUUGGAAGAAUAGGAAGCUUGGGUGGAUAUUUCUCAUAAGAUUUUGUUUCGGUUAAUUUUGGUUAAGGCUCCACAAUGGAAGUCCCUAAAAUAUCCUUUCUGGUUGCUUGAUUGGGAAGCUGAUGGAAAUUAUGCGGUACUAGUUAAAUUUCUUGAUUGGAACCAAAAUAUAAAUUUAGAGAUUAAAUUGACUAUAAAUAAUGUAUAGAAAUUAAAUCGAUGAAAAAAAAAGUUUAGGACUAAAUUGAUAAUUUUUCCUACUUUUUUUUUGGAUUGAACGUGCAAUAUUUUUGCACAUUUUGGUGAUAUAAACACAAUUAACUCUCUUU
This is a messenger RNA of Coffea arabica (coffee), 894 nucleotides long. The record is from RefSeq and is a predicted model, not a curated record. Lineage: Eukaryota; Viridiplantae; Streptophyta; Magnoliopsida; Gentianales; Rubiaceae.